Messenger RNA from Coregonus clupeaformis (lake whitefish), 654 nucleotides. RefSeq names its product neurofilament heavy polypeptide-like. The record is from RefSeq and is a predicted model, not a curated record. Bases 1 to 654 code for a protein of 217 amino acids. The transcript has 3 exons. NCBI's taxonomy places the organism in Eukaryota, Metazoa, Chordata, Actinopteri, Salmoniformes, Salmonidae.
AUGGAAGAGUGCCGGCCCUCCUUCUCCUCCUCCUCUCCUUCUCCUCCUCCUCUCCCAGAAAACCAAACUGAUGACUGCCAGAGAACCAGCAGCGUUAAUGAGAGCGACCCCCCCUUCUGCCGAAGCAGUAGCGAGGGCUCCAGUCCUGCCUGCAGUGGCGAGUGCUCCAGUCCUGCCUGCAGUGGCGAGGGCUCCAGUCCUGCCUGCAGUGGCGAGGGCUCCAGUCAUGCCUGCAGUGGCGAGGGCUCCAGUCCUGCCUACAGUGGCGAGGGCUCCAGUCCUGCCUGCAGUGGCGAGGGCUCCAGUCCUGCCAGCAGUGGCGAGGACUCCAGUCCUGCCAGCAGUGGCGAGGGCUCCAGUCCUGCCUGCAGUGGCGAGGGCUCCAGUCCUGCCUACAGUGGCGAGGGCUCCAGUCCUGCCUGCAGUGGCGAGGGCUCCAGUCCUGCCAGCAGUGGCGAGGGCUCCAGUCCUGCCUGCAGUGGCGAGGGCUCCAGUCCUGCCUGCAGUGGCGAGGGCUCCAGUCCUGCCUGCAGUGGCGAGGGCUCCAGUCCUGCCUGCAGUGGCGAGGGCUCCAGUCCUGCCUGCAGUGGCGAGGGCUCCAGUCAUGCCUGCAGUGGCGAGGGCUCCAGUCCUCGCCAGUGUAGAUUUAAAUAA